This is a messenger RNA of Phaeoacremonium minimum UCRPA7, 858 nucleotides long. RefSeq names its product putative phytanoyl- dioxygenase protein. The record is from RefSeq and is a predicted model, not a curated record. Bases 1 to 858 code for a protein of 285 amino acids. NCBI's taxonomy places the organism in Eukaryota, Fungi, Ascomycota, Sordariomycetes, Togniniales, Togniniaceae. The transcript has a single exon.
AUGGUGACCUUGACGUCUUUCCUGGAGAGGGAUGGCUUCGUGGUUAUUCCGUCAGUUCUGUCACCGGAGCAGCUCGAGACUCUCCGUGCCGCUGCCACUCGGACCACCGAGCUCGCCCGCUCCGGCAAGUGGCCGCUGAUCCGCACCGUCGGUAAACAGUUCCCGCCGUGGACACCGGACGCCAGCCUGGGCAUCUGGGGUGUGCAGUCGUUGAUGCACCCCGAGCUCCCCGAUCACGACAUAUUCGCCCAGUCCUACUUCGCAGAGAAUGUGCUCAGUCCGGCAAAACAGCUCAUGAGCUGUGGCGACGAGGACCUCGUCAUGGAACUGUACAACAUGCUCGUCCGCCCGGACAAGGAUUUUGAGCUGCGAUGGCACCGAGACGAUAUUCCGCCGGACGCUGACGAUGAGGAGGAGCUGGAGAGACUCAAUGAGCCGGCUUUCCACACCCAGUGGAAUCUGGCGUUGUUUGACGACGAGAGCUUGGUGCUUGUGCCCGGAUCGCAUCGACGGGCGAGAACCAAGGAGGAACGCGAUGCAGGGCCGUACGAUGUGGUUGCGGACCAAAUGACUGUCAAGUUGAAGGCUGGCGAUGUGGCUUUCUAUAACAACAACAUCUUCCACAGAGGCGUGUACGACUCCACUAAAGAACGCAUGACACUGCAUGGCAGUGUGGGACACGCCAAAGGGAGCAAGCUGCGAGCUAGAAAUGUUCUUCAGCAUGGAAUCGGAAGCUGGGUUGACCGGUGCGACUUCAGCGCGUUGGGCGAGCAGAAGGAGAGGGCGGAGGCCAUGAGGGACCGACUGGUGAGACUGGGAAGGGACAGUGGCGAGGUCGGAUACUCCUUGGACGGUUGA